AUGUUUCGAAUGUUUUUAACUCGAUGUUCAACAAUUGAUUUCCUUGAUAUUUCUGAUCGAAAUAUACCCGAUUUACCAUUGCCAUACUUUGCAGGAGCCGAAACAAGUUUAUCGCAUUUGUGUGAAUUACGAUGUAACACGGAAAUUCCUCCAUCAAUAUUUUAUCGUAUGGCACAAAUUUGUAGGAAUAUUGAAUCAUUAUUUAUUGGAUAUUAUCCCUUUGAUAAUGAUGGUUUAGCAACUUUAAUUGAGGUUCAAAAAAGGUUAAAAAAUUUCGAAUGUCAAUCUCAAAUACGUUAUACUGAAUCAUUGGAAGAUAAGCCACCAUAUGUAAAUAUAGCUUCCGCCUUAGCAACAUGUUCUAAUACCUUAACGAAUCUAACAUUCGGAGGGGAUUUAAUAUGCAUUCCAUCAUCUACUAUAGCAGAAAUUGUUAAUUUACAAGUAUUAAAAUUGGAUUUUAAUCAUUUUAAUCGUAAUUUGAAUGAAGAAAUUUUGGAAUGUUUAGAAUUCACGGCAUUCCCGAACCUUAAAAUAUUAAAAAUGGGAGGAAUACUUGCACCUUUAAUUAUGUUGGGAAGAUUAAUAAGAAGGACGAGAAAUAAUCUUGAAAGUAUUGCAUUACAUGGUUGGUCAAAACCAGACCCAAAACCAAUAGGAACGUUUAAUAGAGUCGUAGCUCAAUAUGCUCCCAAAUUAAAAUAUCUUACCACUUGGUGUUUUGAAAAUAAUUUUAGUGAUAUCGAUUUUAUAUUAAGUUCAUGUGAAAAUUUGGAAGGUUUAACUAUUAGUAGCCUUGAUCAUCCACUCGACGGUGACCUUUUAUUUGAAAUGUUGGGAAAUUUAUGUCAUGAAAAAUUUUCCAAAUUACGAAUAGCAGGAAAAUGGACUUUUACCCCUAAAGGAUUAAAAAAGUUUUUUGAAAAAAGAAAGAAAAUGAAAAGAACCUUUUCGUUAUAUAUAUGUGAUUGUUAUGAUGAAGUUGAUAGUUGUAUUGAAAUAACAAAAAAUCAUAAUCAAGUUAUUGAAAGGUAUAAGGCUGAAGGUAUAUUGAAAGAUUACAAAAUAGAAUAUGAUUUUACUGGUGAAUUUUAA
Funneliformis geosporum is the source of this 1095-nucleotide messenger RNA. Lineage: Eukaryota; Fungi; Glomeromycota; Glomeromycetes; Glomerales; Glomeraceae. The record is from the annotation of a GenBank genome assembly.